AUAAAUUUGGUAUACCGUGAAAUUUACAAAAAUAACCCAAAAGAUGGAUUGUGAUUAGUGAUGAGCUAAAAAAUCAAUUUUUUUUUUUUGGGAGGAAUCAAGAAGCAAAGAAGCACUAUGAUGAAUAGUGGAGUGCUUCGUCUAGAAAAUCAACAGCCCUCAAUUCCGCCAUCUCUACUUUCGCAUCUUUACCUUGGACACUUUCUCUCAAGAUGGACUGCCAGAACCAGGUGAUUAUGAAAGCCACGAGGAUGAGGGUUUGCUCUUUUUGCUGUAAUUUUAAUUGGAGAUUGGAUUUCUAAUUCAAGAUGAUAUACUCCCUCUGUGCCUAAAUGGAUUGCAUGAAAGCCAAACUGAGGCAAAAUCCCAAGUCCUUGCUGCUGUUUAUGGUGCUGUCGAGACAGCUUCCACCGCAUUGCUUGGACCAGUGGUUGGAGAUUUGGUAGAUAAGUUGGCAUAUCCUAAGGCUCUCAAGUUAUGGCUAUUAUGCAAAAAUCUUUCAUUUACGGUUGCUGGUGGUGCAAUGAUUGCCCUUUUGGUUCACUCAAUCAACUUUAGGGCAUUUAUGUUGCUCAUAAUAUUGGUCAAUAUCUCCGGAGCUGUUGCUGCGCUUUCCACUAUGGCAGGAACAAUAUUGAUUGAAAGAGAAUGGUGAUCCAAGCUAAUAGCCUAAAUCAGUGUGCAAUUUCAGAAUCCAAAAUACGCAAUAUGAAUUUUUUUUAGAGAUGCACUCAUUUUGCAGGGUGGUGGUGAUAUCAGAAGGCCAUACUCCCGAGAUGCUGUCGCGCAUGAAUUCAACAAUACGGCGUAUAGAUUUAGUCUCCAAGUUAUUUGCUCCUGUCAUUUCAGGAUCUAUUAUAAGUUUUAUCUCCCUGACAGCUUCAGCCAUGACUCUAGCACUGUGGAACAUAAUAUCGGUUUGCCUAGAAUACUACCUCCUAACAUCCGUUUACAAUGGGAUUCCAGUUUUAAGAGAAUGCAGCCUUAGAAGGGUCUUAAGAUCUUUACCAAACAAUAUCGAACUUAACCCUUCUGUUAAUCAUGAAGAGGAGAGCUUGCUUAAUGUAGAAAAAAAUGAAUCUGAAAGCAGCAGGUGGGUAAAAAUAAGGGACCAUGUUUCAAGAAUCCUUUAUAUCAAUGCUUGGAAAGUCUACUUGCAGCAAGAUGUACUUCUCCCAGGGUUAGCUCUUGCACUUCUCUACUUCACUGUACUCAGCUUUGGUUCCUUAAUGACGGCUAGACUUGAAUGGGAAGGCAUUCCUGCAUAUGUUAUUGGGAUUGCACGCGGUAUAAGUGCAGCAAUAGGGAUAGCUGCUACAUUUUUGUACCCUUUUUUGCAGUCUCAAAUUUCAACUGUUCGUACGGGGCUAUGGUCAAUAUGGUCUCAGUGGAGCUGCCUCUUGGUAUGUUUAGCUUCCAUAUGGGUAAAUAAGAAACUGGUAUCAGCAUACAUGCUUAUGACCGGAGUGGCUGCCUCACGCUUGGGAUUAUGGAUGUUCGAUUUGUCAGUCAUUCAGCAAAUGCAGGAUGAUGGUGCAGAAAGUGAUCGUUGUGUGGUUGGAGGGGUUCAGAACUCACUGCAAUCUCUAUUUGAUUUGAUGACUUAUUUAGCAGGCAUCGUUGUAUCAGAUCCUCAGGAUUUCUGGGAGUUGAUAUUGGUAUCCUUUAUGCUGGUGACUCUGGCUGCGGUUUUGUACAGCAUACACGCAUAUCGCAUUAGGAAGCACCUUUUCCAUUUUGAGAAAUUACAUUUCAUUCGUCGCCAAUUCUAUUGUUGUUUCGGUUUGGACGAUUGAUCUAAUGGUCACUCGGGCAAGCAGGACCGGGUAAUGUCGCCAAUAUUAGUUACAUAAAUAGAUAUGCAUUCG
Molecule: messenger RNA, 1868 nt
Organism: Cuscuta campestris
Lineage: Eukaryota; Viridiplantae; Streptophyta; Magnoliopsida; Solanales; Convolvulaceae
Source: the annotation of a GenBank genome assembly